Messenger RNA from Haliaeetus leucocephalus (bald eagle), 1014 nucleotides. Its product is annotated as exocyst complex component 4-like. Lineage: Eukaryota; Metazoa; Chordata; Aves; Accipitriformes; Accipitridae. Gene Ontology annotation, cellular component: growth cone membrane; synapse; exocyst. The coding region runs from base 1 to 1014 and encodes 337 amino acids. The transcript is spliced from 6 exons. Gene Ontology annotation, biological process: exocytosis; chemical synaptic transmission; Golgi to plasma membrane transport. The record is from RefSeq and is a predicted model, not a curated record.
AUGGCGGCGGGCGAGGCGGCGGGGCGCUACCGGAGCACCAUGAGCAAGAGCAAGGACCCCUCGGGGCUGCUCAUCUCUGUCAUCAGGACUUUAUCUACCAGUGAUGAUGUUGAGGACCGAGAGACUGAGAAAGGCCGCCUGGAAGAAGCUUAUGAGAAAUGUGACCGGGAUUUGGAUGAGCUCAUUGUCCAGCACUACACUGAGCUCACCACUGCGAUCCGCACAUACCAGAGCAUCACAGAGCGCAUCACCAACUCGCGCAACAAGAUCAAACAGGUGAAGGAGAAUCUGCUGUCAUGCAAGAUGCUGCUGCAUUGCAAGCGGGAUGAGUUGCGCAAGCUGUGGAUUGAAGGGAUUGAGCACAAACAUGUCCUGAAUUUGCUGGAUGAGAUAGAGAACAUCAAGCAAGUGCCUCAGAAGCUGGAACAGUGCAUGGCCAGCAAGCACUACCUCAAUGCAACAGACAUGCUGGUGUCAGCGGUAGACUCCUUGGAGGGUCCCCUUCUUCAGGUGGAGGGAUUGAGUGAUCUGAGACUGGAGCUCCACAGUAAGAAGAUGAACAUGCACUUAGUCCUGAUAGAUGAAUUACACCGUCAUCUUUACAUCAAAUCAACUAACCGAGUAGGACAACGCAACAAGGAGAAAGGGAGAAUAAGUUCACUUGUGAAAGAUGCCUCUCCUGUACCUCUUAUGGAUGUUACUAACUUAUCUACACCUCGAAAGUUCCUUGAAACUUCCCAGUUCAGUACUCCUGGAAGCUCCAGCGUGCGAGAAACAAGCCUUCUGGAAAUUAAAGAAGAUACGGAACUGGAUCCAGAGGAGAACAGCACUGUCUUCAUGGGCAUACUCAUCAAAGGGCUGGCCAAACUGAAAAAAAUCCCUGAAACGGUGAAAGCCAUCCAGGAUCGCUUAGAACAAGAACUCAAGCAGAUUGUUAAGCGGUCCACAACCCAGGUGGCAGACAAUGGUUACCAGAGAGGGGAGAAUCUUUCCCAGGAAAAUCAGCCUAGGUAA